Molecule: messenger RNA, 888 nt
Organism: Pipistrellus nathusii (Nathusius's pipistrelle)
Lineage: Eukaryota; Metazoa; Chordata; Mammalia; Chiroptera; Vespertilionidae
Source: the annotation of a GenBank genome assembly
AUGGACAACAAGCUGGAUGUUUACAGGAGGGAGUUAGUGGAUGUUCAGGGUAUCCCUCUCUUCUGGUGCAUUGCUGAGGAGUGGUCCCAGGUGGAGUCAUUUGAAAGCCGACCAGAUGACCUUUUGAUCGCCACCUAUCCCAAAUCUGGGACAACCUGGGUCAGUGAAAUAGUGGAUUUGAUCUAUAACAAUGGGGAUACAGAGAAAUGUAAACGGGAUGCAAUAUACAACCGAGUGCCAUUCAUGGAACUUAUAGUUCCUGGAAUCGAAAAUGGCAUUGAGGACUUGAAAAAAAUGCAGUCUCCUCGAUUAGUGAAAACACACUUGCCUGUUCAACUUCUUCCUUUUUCAUUUUGGAAGAAUAACUGCAAGAUGAUCUAUGUGGCAAGGAAUGCUAAAGAUGUGGCUGUGUCCUAUUAUUAUUUCUACCAAAUGGCAAAAUUGCACCCAGAGCCUGGUACCUGGGAGGAGUUUCUGGGUAAAUUCAUGACUGGGAAGGUGGCUUUUGGCUCUUGGUAUGACCAUGUGAAGGGCUGGUGGGAGAAAAAGAAAGAUUAUCGUAUCCUCUAUCUAUUCUACGAAGACAUGAAAGAGAAUCCAAAGCGUGAAAUUCAGAAGUUGUUGAAAUUUCUAGAUAAAAACCUUUCAGAAGAAACUGUGAAUAAAAUCAUCUAUCAUACUUCUUUUGAUGUGAUGAAGCAAAAUCCCUGUGCAAAUUAUACUACUGUACCAACAUUUGAUAUGGAUCAUUCUGUGUCGCCCUUCAUGAGAAAAGGUAUUGCAGGAGACUGGAAGAAUAAGUUCACUGUAGCUCAAUAUGAGCAGUUUGAAGAUGAUUAUAAAAAGAAAAUGAAAGGGUCUACAUUGCAGUUUCGUUCAGAGAUCUAG